Messenger RNA from Rotaria sordida, 1530 nucleotides. The record is from the annotation of a GenBank genome assembly. Lineage: Eukaryota; Metazoa; Rotifera; Eurotatoria; Philodinida; Philodinidae.
AUGAAUAUUAUCAAUAAUGCUAAUGUUUAUGAUAUUUAUCCCAGUCAUUCAAUUACAUUAAAACCAAAUACAGAACGAUUUAUACUUGUUGGCAAAAAGUCAUCAUCGACUUCAGCUAAUAUUGCUGUUAUUUUUAUUAUUUCAAAUCAAAUACAUCGUAAAGAAUUAAAGAUCGAUAAAGUAGAUUCAACAUCUGAAAAUUAUGGAUUAUUACGACGAUUAUAUGCUAAACAAAUGUUAAGUGAAUUAAGUGCAUUUCCAGAACAAAAUAAAAAGCGUAUUUUAGAUAUUGGUUUGAAAUAUUCACUUGUAAGUAAUUUUACAUCAAUACUCGUUCUAGAAACAUUACAACAACAUAUCGAACAUAAGAUAUGUACACAUCAAUCACGUAGAAAAUUAUAUAACGAUUAUAUGACUUAUCAAAAUAAUAAAAAACAAGAAGAAUUAACUAAAAAUUGGACGAGCCAGUCAUUUCGAGAUCUAGCAUUAUCAUUACAAGAAUCUAAUUCUGAAACAAAGAACCUUAUAGAAAUAUCAGAUCUAUAUAAGAAAGUUAUAUUUGGUGAAUGGGAUAAACGUUAUUCAGAAAUUGAAGUUACAACAUUGCAUGAAUUGAAUUGUUUCAUAUUUCAAUUUCAUCAACAACAACAAAUAUUGAAUUCAAUUGAUAAUCGUCUUAUUCGUCAUUUACCUGUUGACUUAAGAAUUGUUAUGGUUUGGGAUACAAAUGAUACAGAUGUUGAUUUACAUGUCAUCGAACCGAUAGGUGAAGAAUGUUAUUAUUCUCAUAAAAAUACAGCUAUUGGUGGUAUGAUAAGUCGUGAUUUUACACAAGGGUAUGGACCAGAAGAAUAUCUUGUUCGAAAGGCAGUCAAAGGUACAUAUAUAGUUCGAGCAAAAUAUUUUGCUAAUCAUCAACAAAGUCUAAUUGGUACAACGACAAUCAUGGUACAUAUUUAUAAAUAUUAUGGACAAUCAAAUCAGCAAAAAGAAAUUGUUACAUUACGAUUGAGUAGUAAUCAAGAAACGAUCGAUGUAUGCAAAGUGAAUUCCAAUGAUGAUAUUCAACAAAUUUCAAACAAUACAGUAACGAAUAAUCAAAAUUUGAAUACGAAUAUUCAUUUACAUGUGACAUGUGAUGGAUGUGAUAUGUCACCAAUAAAAGGAGAUCGUUACAAAUGUUUAUUUUGUCCCGAUAUUGAUUUUUGUCAAUCAUGUAAAUCUAUUAGUAGAACAAAUCAUAAUUCGAAUCAUCAAUAUAAUCAUCCAUUAUUAUGUAUUAAAGAUUCCAGUGAAUAUCCAAAGUCAGAUUACUUAAAUAAUCAUAAUAAAAUCAAUCAUAAGAAUAAUCAAUGUAAUUCAUGUUUUAUGAAGCCGAUUAUUGAUAUUCGUUAUAAAUGUACUUGUGGAAUUAAUUUAUGUGAAAAAUGUGAAUUCAUGGGUUUACAUGAUACAGAUCAUCGUCGUACAAAAAUAGUUAAAUCAGAAUGGUUCCAUUCAAAUUUUGACUGGUGGACUUCUAUUAAAUAA